UUAUCGUCUUUCGGAGUUGACAAGACAAUAUGGAGUACGAAAGGGUUUUGCUAGUUAAACAAGAAGUGUUUGUUUAUAGAAUACCACCGAGAUCUACAAGUCGAGGAUACAGAGCAUCAGACUGGAAACUUGAUGCUCCCGACUGGACCGGAAGAUUGAGAGUCGUAGCAAAAGAUAAUGACUGUAUAUUAAAAUUGGAAGACAAAAACACUGGAGAAUUGUUUGCAUCAUGUCCAGUGGACAAAUAUCCCGGAGUCGCCAUUGAAGCCGUACUCGAUUCUAGUCGAUACUUCGUACUCAGAAUACAGGAUGGAAAUGGACGAUCAGCAUUUAUUGGAAUUGGGUUUGCAGAUAGGAGUGAUUCUUUUGAUUUAAAUGUUGCAUUACAAGAUCAUUUCAAAUGGCUUCAAAAAAACGAAGAGCUUGAAAAUCCAGUUACCGAUACCACUCCUCCUUUAGAUCUUAGUUUUAAGGAAGGAGAAACCAUAACUAUAAACAUGAAUAUUACAAAAAAGGGAGGCUCGGCUAGGCAGAGACAAAAACCAGCAAAUUCAAGCGGUUUGGGACUGUUGCCCCCUCCACCCGGUGGAAUUAGGAUACCACCACCUUCUGGUGCAAAAUCGCCUAGUAGUCCCAAACUUAUAAGUCCCAUUAACCCAGCAACGCCAAUUACUACUAAAGAUUCGGAAAAUUCUUCGGGUUCGAGUCUACUUUUGGACUUAGAUGCGCCGACGUCAGUUUCUAAACCCAAUGUUGCACAUCCACCUACAAGUGCAGGAAGUGAUUUAUGGGGAGAUUUUGCAACAGCUAAAGGGAAUGAAAACUGUGAGAAUUCAAAUUCCAAGUUAAAUGAUUGGGUGCAAUUUUAAUGAAUUCUUUGACAUUCCACCUUGGCUAACUAUUCUUCUUGUAUAAUAGUCAACAUUAAUCCAAUAGGAUAUAAAAACAAAUUAUUAGUACAGAAAUCAAUGUACAACUUCAUGCAGAUAUAUUAUUGUUUUUGUUAUUGACUUGUUCAGUAAAAGUUAACAACUAUUUGAAUGAUCAAAAUUGUCAACAAUGUUAGGAUUAAUAUAGUAGAAAUGUAAAAUUGAUGAUAAUUACAUUAAUUGUAAAUUUAAAAAAUAUGCAAGUUGAAAAAAUUGUGUAUAUAUAAAUGUGUAUGUGAUUCUUAAAAUUAACAUCAAAUGUAUGCAACUAAUUACGCAUACCUUCAGAAAUUCAUUAAAUUUUGUACAAUUUUUUUUAAUUAUAUAACAUAGUAAGCUAA
Molecule: messenger RNA, 1270 nt
Organism: Centruroides sculpturatus (bark scorpion)
Lineage: Eukaryota; Metazoa; Arthropoda; Arachnida; Scorpiones; Buthidae
Product: NECAP-like protein CG9132
Exons: 7
Coding region: 30-869 (279 amino acids)
Biological process (GO): endocytosis
Cellular component (GO): membrane; clathrin vesicle coat
Source: RefSeq, a predicted model, not a curated record